This is a messenger RNA of Ornithorhynchus anatinus (platypus), 2023 nucleotides long. RefSeq lists its product as uncharacterized. The record is from RefSeq and is a predicted model, not a curated record. Gene Ontology annotation, molecular function: receptor ligand activity; tumor necrosis factor receptor binding. Gene Ontology annotation, biological process: immune response. Gene Ontology annotation, cellular component: membrane. Lineage: Eukaryota; Metazoa; Chordata; Mammalia; Monotremata; Ornithorhynchidae.
CCCCCCCGGUCCGGUCCGGUCCCCCCGCCGGUCCCCUCCGGCCCGGCCCCGGGAUGGGGGGGGCUGUGAGGCUCGGCCCCCGGAUGACGGCCCGCAGGAGCCCGAGACGGAGGGGGAGACGGGGGGAGGCGGCCACCGCCCUGCUGCCCCCGCUGGCCCUCGCCCUGGGCCUCUCUCUGGCCUGCUUCGGCCUCCUGCUGGUGGCUGUCAGUUUGGGGACCCAGGCGUCCUCGCUCCCCCAGGAGACCCUGAUGGAGGAGCGGGAGCAGGAGGAGGAAGAGGAGGAGGAGGAGGCAGAGCAAAUGCGUUCUCAGGGGGGCCCUCCCCAGGGCCCAGCCCCUCCCCUGAAGAGGAGAGUCCGCCCCCCCCCAAGUGCUGCUAAGAGUCGGAAGGCCAGAGCUCGCAGAGUGACCGCGGCCCACUACGAAGUUCACUCCCGGCCAGGGCAGGACGGGGCUCAGGCGGGUGCGGAUGGCACGGUGAGCGGCUGGGUGGAAGCGAAGAUAAACAGCUCCAACCCUCUGAGCUAUGACCCCCACCGUGGGGAGUUCACUGUCACCAGGCCCGGCCUCUUUUACUUAUACUGCCAGGUGCACUUCGACGAGGGGAGGGCGGUGUACGUGAAGCUGGAGCUGGCGGUGGACGGGGGCCCGGCGCUGCGCUGCCUGGAGGAGUUCUCGGCCACGGCGGCGGGGCCGGGCCCGGGGGGCGGGCCGGGGGCCGGGGGGUGGGCCGGGGCCGGAGGCGGCCAGCCGGGGCCCCAGGUCCGCCUCUGCCAGCUGUCCGGCCUCCUCGCCCUGCGGCCCGGGGCCAAGAUCCGAGUCCGCAGCCUCCCGCGGGCCAGGCUCAAGCCCGUGCCCUUCCUCACCUACUUCGGACUCUUCCAAGUUCAACCCCCCCGCGCCACUCUCCUGUGGCACAGAGCUGCCCGCUGCCGCUCUCUCCUGCCAGCCACGUCUCCGCCCUUCCCCGCCCCAGGGGGGCCCCCAGGGCCGAUGGGGGUCCCCAGCCGCCGGGACCCCGCCCUCUCCGUCGCCCUAUGGCUGAGCUGGGGGGCGGCGCUGGGGGUGGCCGCCUGCGUCCUGGCCCUGCUGGCCCAGAGCGGGGAGCUCCAGGCCCUGAGGGCUGAGGUGGCCAAGCUGAAGGAGGCCGGGGGGAGCCCCCUGGGCAAGAGGCCCCAGGUGCUGCCCCUCCACCAGGCGCAGAGCCUUGGUGAAUCCCCCGUCUGGAGACUCCAGACCCUGUCUCGCCAGAGGAGAGGAGCAGUCCCUUCCCACAGACACCAGCUGAAGAAGAAGCGCUCUGUGCUACACCUGGCCCCCACCAACAAGACCUCCAGAAAACAUGACGACGUGACCGAGGUGAUGUGGAUCCCGGCUCUGAGGCAGGGGCAUGCCCUGGAGCCCCACAUCCACGGAGUGCAAGUCAGAGAGACGGGGGUAUAUCUCCUUUACAGCCAGGUGCUGUUUCACGAUGUGACGUUCACCAUGGGUCAAGUGGUGUCCCGGGAAGGCCAGGGAGGAGAGCAGAUCCUAUCCCGAUGCGUCCGCAGCAUGCCUCCGGACCCCAACCUCGCCUACAACAGCUGCUACAGCGCAGGGGUCUUCCGGCUGCACCGAGGGGACACCGUGAGCCUCAUUAUCCCCCGGGCGGGGGCUUCGUUUGACCUCAGUCCCCACGGCACUUUCCUGGGGCUGGUGAGGCUCUAAGCGGGAAAAGAGGACGGGCGGCGGCGGACGAGAGGAGAGGAAGCCCGGCGCCUGGGCCGGAGAUGUAGUGGGCACCGACGGAAGGCCCCCCACCCCCCUCCCCUCUGAGAUCGGUCUCAGUUUUAACCCGAAAUUUGCUCCCCCACCCUCCGACCCUUUGGACGACUCUGAGGUGACAAGAGAUUUCAUCUGGACGGACCUGGAGGGAGGAGAGAACCAGGCCCCUUGGCUUGCUCGGGGCCCUGUAGACUGUAAGCUCGUUGUGGGUGGGGAAUGGGUCUAUGUGGUUCUAUUGUCCUCUCCCAAGUGCUUAG